Molecule: messenger RNA, 2745 nt
Organism: Dermacentor albipictus
Lineage: Eukaryota; Metazoa; Arthropoda; Arachnida; Ixodida; Ixodidae
Source: RefSeq, a predicted model, not a curated record
AAAAAUACCACGUGAGGUACCCGCUUGCGUGCACUGAUUGCAGUGCUCCCAAACUGUCCGCGUACAAAAGAAGAUAGCAUCUAGCAGAGCAUGCGCCGCUUGAAAGGCGACAGGGCAGUGACGAAGGCGUUGGCUGUGCGAUUUAGGCUAGCGAUGUGCUUCGCUCGCGGCGGUUCAUGAUAGCGAUAAGCGGACGCAGCAGCGGCACACCCGGCUAAAUGCUAUGCUCGUUUGUCCGCGGAACGCUUGGGAGCAUAUAAUUCUGGCGCAAGACUUGGCAAGACUGUGCAAACCAGCUAUUAGGUCGUGUAGAAUGGCGUUACUCACUUGAACCCGUCCGUUUCAUCCGACUGUUUUUGUUUCACUGCCUUGCGUGUUUGUUCAAAGUCUGGCGUGCGCUUCACUUCAAAUUUUGCGUGACCUAGCGCAUGGCGUUUAUUGGCGAAAGAUGCGAGUGGAGACUUUUCGCUUAUCGUGAAAGUUCACGCUGCGGCAUCCGAUGCGCUGUGCCUCGUCGUGACGAUAAAUGGGCAACGCUCCGCGAAGGAACGUCGCGACACAACACAGGCUCUGAGAUUCCGACGUGCAGCAAAAUUAGCAGUCGCCGCAGAAGCGCGCGCCGUAUGCAGUGGGUAUGAGCCAUAGGUUGCAAGGAGAACAAAAACUGCGACGCCAUGGCCGUUCCCGUGCUGUAUCCAACUCGAGAUGUCGUAUCUGGGUCACCCACGUCCCCGGAAAGCCCGAGCGCACCGCCUAGCAGGACUCCGCGAGGGUUCUACGUUUCCAACGACUGGCGAGGCGCUUCGUCGCGCACACAUUCGAAGACCAACAUAAAGAUCAAAAGCCCGUUGCUGUCGCCCGAGGAAAAGUCUGACCUGUCUGUGCCAAGCUUAGGAGAAAGCCCCAUGAUGUCGCCUCAUCUCAUGCAGACACAGUCACCAGUGGAAAUAGUGUCGCCACAGGGUUCCCGAGUGGGAUAUAGCUUAGACAGCGAUGAGAGCCACGGGCAUCACCAACGCCGCCGUCCCGGGUGGCAGCUCCUGUGGAUGCUGCUCUCGGUAGCGUUCAUCACGCUGCUCAUCCCGCUGCUCGUGUUUCUACUGCCGUACACACGCAUGGGCCACCGGCCGCCCAACUUGGACGUCACCAGAGUGUUCAGCAAGGUUAUCCUCACUUCCAGCACAUGGCCCGCCACGCAGAUGACAACGCCGGGCUUACCGAGGGAAACCUUUGACCCUGAUGAGAACUUCCUCCUGCCGCCGGGCGAGACCAUACUACAAUUCUGCAGGAGGAAGAUAGGGCCAGAGUUAGGCCCUCCACCACCCCAUUACCGGCUGCCAGCGAUGCCGCCUCACGCUACGAGCCCGAACGAUAUACAGUUGCGGCCAGUAAUCUGCGUCUUGAACGCUAAAUAUCGACGCUCCCGGGAGGAGUACCUGCCCUCCCAUCUGCCGCUAGACUACUGCUCUUCGAUCGUCGUGUACAGCUACGCGCUGCACGGGACCUCUGGCGAGAUCUUGCGGAAGUACCGGAGCGUCGAGAGCUACGCGGACGCACUGCGGACCUUGAAUGACAGCGGCCGACUCAAGCACCGCACGAAUAACAUUACCGUGUACUUCACCGUCGGGGGAGAGCGCGAGGACAGCGCCAACCUUUCGUUGGUGGCAUCAAACUAUUCACUUCUAGAUGAGUUCAGGAAAAGUGCGAUUCGUCAUGCUACCCGGAGCGAAUUAUGGAAGGGAAUAAAUGUGGACUGGAACUAUCCGGGAGACCCAUGCAGCAGUAACGUCUUCAACAUCCAGAACCUUUUCUUCCGGCUGAUCAGUUGGCUUAACUCCAGUGGUCUGCGCCUCAUUGUCAGCGUCCCGCCAGUGAAGUCGCGGCUCAGUCGCUACAGCCUCCCCAGUAAUGUCACCGCAGUCGACUACGUCAUCAUCAAGACACACACGCACACGGCGCCCCCACCACUGCGCAAUGUCGUCAGGUGCAGCGGCGACCAGAGAGCAGCGGCAGACGUUUUCAACGCAGCGCUCAGCACGUUCAACAUGACCGACACGGCGAAGCUGGGAUACAGCAUUUCGGUGGGUCCUGAGACUUUCAAGGCACCGGCCGCCCAGCUGGGAGCUCCUGUGCUGGGUAUGAUCAAAUGGGACAACAACACGCGUCAGCCCGGCCGGACUAGCUACGCCUCCGUAUGCCAUAUGCCUGUUCUCAGGAAUGCCUCGCAUCCUCAGUGCUUCAUCGUUGGCCGCUGGAUUGACAGUCAAAGUGUGCAUGUGGCGACGUUCGCCAACGAGACCGCGCUGCAGCAGCGCAUGAACCGCACGUACGCGGAUCAAAUGGCCAUGGCGCCCGUGGCCGUGUUCGACAUCGACCUGGACGACUUCGAGGGAAAGUGCACUGGCGUCAUGUCACCGCUCAUACGUGCCGUGGCCACGGGGCCCGGCUGACUUGUCGGUGACGACGGGGGACGUGCAGGGAUUGAUUGACCAGGAAGCGGCCUCACUCCCUCCACGAGACACGCCUCGCCAACGGCGCUGCUCAACAGGCGUGCGCUGAUCUCGGAGUUUCAUUCCGGAAGCAAAGGGAGUUGUUUCCCUAUGGUAAAUUAGCCACCUGGAAUUGAUGGCUCUUUUUUGCUGUUCUGAACGAAAAUCUUGUGUCAUAACGUAGGUGCGAGAUAGCGCAGACGAUCUAGUUCUUUUUUUUUUCUCCGCCAAUAAUAAACGUUUCUUUGACUUAAAA